Trichobilharzia regenti is the source of this 6808-nucleotide messenger RNA. Lineage: Eukaryota; Metazoa; Platyhelminthes; Trematoda; Strigeidida; Schistosomatidae. The record is from the annotation of a GenBank genome assembly.
GAAUCGCUUGUUUAUCUCAUUCGCGGUCACUCAAAAUUACGGCCGUCCACAGUCUGCCCUUCUCCACUGCACAGCACUUGCUGCAAUCAUGACCUACAUCUGUUAGCCUAUUAGUCACUUAAGCAGACAGUGGCCCAAUGUUAAUAGAUUUGAGAUAUUUAUUAUCCAUUGAAUCCACAUAACCCAUGUUACAACGCACCAAUUAGUGCAAAUACAUACGAAAUCCACUCAGAGAUAACCUUUCAACUUACCAUAAUUCCCGUCCAGCCACAGAUAGAGUGAAGAGCACAUCUACAUAAUAAUUUAGGUUCCCACAGACGAUUCUGUUGGCAUUUACAGGCGAUUUUCAAGGACCAAUAGAAUUAUUUUGCCAAAAAGUACCGUUCUUCUUACGAAAAUAGGCUGCAUUGAUGUCUUGAGACGUGAAGUCUUCACUGAAUGAUACUAUGCUGAGAGGUGCAACUUCUAAAUAAAGUAGACUAUUUGUGUGGAUAACAUCACCCUCCAAUUAUCCUAUCUUCCUCAUUAUAGCGAUAUUUUGACGCAGUCUGCUUGAAACACUAAUCAUUGCAACCAAUAUACUAAGAGUGUGACGCAGUCAAGUCACAUGACGCGAACACCAACAUAACUAGCCAGAAAAUGGGAAUUCCCAUCGAUCCAGAUAACAUAUAAAAUAAUUUUAAUAAAACUUAUUGACAAAAAAUUUCCAAACGAAAUUUCAACAGAACUUGAUAUAUAAGUUCAGCUCUCAAAGGAACACUUUGGUUCAAACUAUCUCUUUUAAGUGUUAUUAAUCUUCGGCGCUCCUUUCCAAUGAAUUCGCUCCUUAGGAUUUUAUAUUUCGGUCUUUUUGUCAAGUCAGUCCCUGAGUUAUGAGACCGUCCCGUAGUCAACCCAGUGACAGAGGACAUAGCCUCAUGACAAUGCGCAUCACUAGGUCUUCGUUUAGGAUGUCUGGAAACAAUGAAAUUUCUCAUGAUGCCGACAUAUCAGAUCUAACGUUUCAAAGUCUAGAAAACCGUCUAAAUACAUCUAGCAUACACAUUAGUCCUAAAUCUUCACCAAGUGUCGAGGUUCAUCAGUCACUCCUUAACUCAAGGAAACGUGGACGCCCAGGUAAAGAAAAGUUGGAAAACUUAGUUGAUUCCAGUGGAAACCCUGAAAAUCUCUCACUUAAUAGAUUAAAUGUUAGUGUAGCAAAAAUCCCACCUGAUGAAUGUGGAAGUUAUUACAAGGAACAAACGUUUAACAAACCUUCAAACUGUAGUAGUUCAUCAGAUGACUCUGUCGUACAUUAUGUGCGUAAAUUACGCCCCCGUCGAUCAGGAUCAAAUUAUUGUUCUACUGAAAGAAGACCUUUACAUCGAAGCAGUAAAUUUCGGCGCGUUCGUUGUGAAGUUAGCAUUUCAAAUAAUAACAAUACAUCACAGGGCAGUUAUUCAACAGAUGGCAAAUCCUAUCCGAACUCUGUCACCUUUCGUGAUGACCACAAUGAUGCUAUUUUAGAUGAAGAUGAUGAAGAAGAUCAGGGGGAUAACGACGAACAACGAACAAGACGGUAUCCAGUACGUAAUCGCAGAAAUACUACUGUUUAUCAAGUUGAAAAUCCUCAAAACAAUCAUAACAACAAUCCGCCUCAACAACAGCGGAACUGGAUGGCUGGUACUGGAUAUGAUAAACAUAGACGAUCGCGUCGGUUUAGAUCAAAAUACCGCAAAAAUUUGGAUCAUCGUGGUUCUAGUACAUCCUCUUCCUCAAGUGAUUCGGAUGGAUCAUUAUGUGUUCGCAGUCCUAUUCGUCGUGGAUGGGAUCGUUUAUAUUACUCUGCCAAAGAGAAUAAUGGUCCUGUUACUGCUGUUGAUGACGAUGAAAAACGUUUUGAACGUCGUGUUAAUAAAAGCAUUAUGCAUGCCAGAUCGGAAUUAAUGCCAAUUAACAAACACCAGCUUGGUUUUAGGAAUAAAUCCACAGUUGAUGAUCGAUUAAUGGGUGAAAGCUGCUUAGGUGAUAUUCAACCAAUGUCUAUUGAUUCAUCUGUCGGAUUUCAACAAAUUGGUGGACAUGAACAACAUAUAUUAGCAUUGAGAGAGAGUAUAAUCCUACCGUUAAUGUAUCCUGAAGUAUUUUCAAAGUUCAAUGUUGAUCCACCGCGUGGCGUAUUGUUUUCCGGACCUCCAGGUACAGGAAAAACAUUGUUAGCCAGAGCUUUAGCUAAUGAAUGCAGUCGUUUGGCUGAAGAUAACAAUGGCUCAGGAAAACGUCGUGCUAUAGCAUUUUUUAUGCGUAAAGGAGCUGAUUGUUUAUCUAAAUGGGUUGGUGAAUCUGAACGUCAGUUGCGUUUGUUGUUUGAUCAAGCCUAUCGAAUGCGUCCUUCGGUUAUAUUUUUUGAUGAAAUCGAUGGUCUAGCACCAGUUCGUUCAUCAAAACAAGAUCAAAUUCACUCUAGUAUUGUUUCCACUCUGUUGAGUUUAAUGGACGGUCUGGAUAAUCGUGCUGAAGUAGUAGUUAUUGGUGCAACCAAUAGACCGGAUGCUAUAGAUCCAGCUUUACGACGACCUGGAAGAUUUGAUCGUGAAUUCAUAUUCACUUUACCAAGUGAAGCCGUCAGACGUCAAAUUCUUGGUGUAAUAACCUCUAAAUGGGAUUCUAAACCAGAUUCGCUAUUACUAGAUCAGAUUGCUGCAACGACUACUAAUUUUUCUGGUGCUGAUUUAAAAGCCUUGACAACAGAAGCAUGUCUAUGCUGUUUACGUCGAUGUUAUCCACAAGUUUAUAAAAGUCAUGUUAAACUAGCUUUGGAAUAUAAAUAUUUAGUGGUCUCACACUGUGAUUGGUUUGAAGCUUUGCAAAUUGUUCGUGCAUCAAGUGAACGUUCAGAUGCUGAUGCAGCAGCAUCAUGUUUAACACCAUCUGCAAACGCUUUGGCUGCUACUCUCCGUACACCUUUAUCACCUAAUCUAGCUAAACUGUUAAUACGUAAUGUUGACAUAAUCGUGAAUUAUUUAAGCAGAGCUCUAUUUGACCCUAGAAAACAAAUCAAUCCCACUGAUCAUUUUAAGUCAUCACGAUACUCAGCAAAUGAUAUUUCAUCCUGUAUUUUCAAAUCAAAAUUAUUCAUAAAUGGAAAUGUAUCAGAUAUUAUUAUGAAUGCUGUAUGGCAUAAAUUAGAGACGUUACAAGUGUUUACAAUAAAUUUGGCCAAUUUAUUUGCUUUUCCUGCAAGUAUUGGUAUGUGCCCUGAAGCAGCAGUUGCUCAAAUCAUCUCUUCCAUUCGACACGCUUUGAACAAUUCAUCAACAUUAUCCUUUCGUAAUAAUUCUCAAAUGAAUGGAGUGGUUGUAUACUUGCCUUCAGUUGACAGUCUUUUCAAAAGUAUCCCACAAUUAACUGGCCGCUACCUUAUAGAUCGUUUGAAUGCUCUAGUCGAUGAAGUCAAUUGUGAAUUGAAUUAUAUUCCAUCAGCUCUAAUUACCUCAGAAUAUGAUGGUGCUUCAUAUGAUAAUGAUAAUACUAGUCGGAGUGAUGUUGAUAAUCGUAAACUUUCUUAUGCUGCUGUAAAAAAUCCACGUCGAAUUGUUAUUAUUGGCACAUGUAAACAUCAAAAUUAUAAAUCCGUUCCACCAAGAAUUGUUACUCCUAAUAUUGAAAAACGUAUUCCAUCAGUGCGACAACCUAAUCUUAGUCCUAACAGCACAAACACACUUCGUGAGAACUGUGUCACAUUGUUCAAUACACCGACUGAAAAAUUGCAAGAAGGUAAAUGCCAGUUAGUCAAUGGAAUAAAUCUGUCAGAUCGAUCGCCAAGCUCACCGUCGUCAAUUCAUUCAAGAUAUUCACCUAAGUUUAGUUUACCUACGCUUCGUACUGGGAAUACUGUUAGUGUUAAUGAACCAGCUAUAAAGUAUUCAUAUGAUCGCGAUGCAGAGAAUAUUAAACUUCAAAUCAAUAUUAAUUUAUCUGAAUGUCGUAAAUCUUCAAAGACAUCAAAUGUUCAUCAUUCACCUUUAGUUAAUUCAGAUUUGAAUCCUUGUGAAAGUAACACAGAUAACAUUCAUAAUAAUUCGUUAAAUGUUGAUCUUAGUGAUGACUGUCAAAAGACUUUAGACUCUCCAAAUUCUAAUAAUUCCUUCUAUGUUAAUCAUAUGUUAAAUAAAAUAUUUGAUAUCAAUCAUACGGAAUUCAUAAAUUUAGAACCACCGAAUAGAGAUGAACGACUAGCAUUCUUUACUCCUGUUUUAAUUACUUGGCCACAGUUAACACAUACGCAGUUAUUGGAUAUACGAGAUAAAUCUGCACAGCCACAUGGUACAUCUAUACCUAGUCCACCUCCUGCUGUUGAAAAUGAACAAAAUUCGAGAAAAAACACUCAACAGGUUAAUUUCACCCCAGAAGAACUAGCCAUUAUAGAAUCUAGAGAAACACAAUUAUUUCGUCGUCUUAGACAAGUACUACGCCGUGUAGUUGCACAUUUGGCCAGUUUCCGACGAUUUGCUGUGUUCACUAGACCAGUUCAACUGGAAGAAGCACCAGAUUAUUAUGAUGUUAUAAAGCAACCAAUGGAUUUGGGUGUUAUACGUGAUAAAAUUGAUACACAUCAAUAUAAUAAUGUGAACGAUUUCAUGAAGGACGUCGAAUUAAUAUAUCGUAAUGCUCUUGAAUACAAUCCACCAAAUAUUCCUCGUAGUCGAGAUAUUCGCUCUAGGGCUUCAGAAUUUUGGGAUGAAGCAUGUAUUCGUGUUGAAGAAGAACUUCAACCACCUGAUCUCAAUGAACUGUGUGAAGAAGCUAAUCUUGCACGUGCAGCACGUAUGUCAUCAAUAAGCAACCAGAAAAACAAGGAAACAGAACCUCAUUCUGCCAUCGAAACUAAUGAGAAGUCGCAAAAGAAUAUCACAAAACAACCAUUACCUCUUCCACAAGGUGAUCGUUAUAGUCGAAGAUUACAUGGGGAAUCGCCAAUUUUGGAACUUGAUGAUAUAAUUCAGUUGCAGUCAUCCAGUAGACCUCGUCGUAAAUUGUCUUCAAGUACUCCAAAGAUUUUACCUGAUUUGCAAGCAACCCAACGUGAUGCUGCUACGACUACUACUGAUAUUGAUGCUCCAGACUUUUCUUCGAAUGUUAUGUUGAAACCGUUUGAAGGUGAUGCAAGUGAACACUUUCCCUCAAAGUCAACUACUGAGAAUUUCAAGAGCGAAUCUCCUAAGCACUCUGUUGUCCGAUCACCAUUAGGAACAUCUCCACCUGCCGAACACUGUCGUUCCAGUGCAUCACUUCAGGUUGAUUUAAAAAAGUUAAAUCAUUUUCUUGAUCAAGUUGUCCUACAAACAGACGGUUGGUCAGCGAUACAACUGGUUGAUCUAUAUACAGACUUUAUUUAUUUAAUUUUAUGGAAGUACGCAUCACUGACAAAUCGUUUGUCUUUAUCAGAUGAUUUCGAGAAAAUUUUCGCAACGCAUCAGAACGCACCGAAUACAACUUCACACGCCAACUUCUAAUUAGGUCUAUUUAAACCUUAACUAAUUACUUUCUUUCGAUUUAUUGUCAUUGCUUAGACGUAUAUAUCCUCUUAGGAUUAUUAUUAUUAUUACUUGCUUCCACGGACUACUGUAUCGUAAUAGGUUCCACCAAAUAAAAAAAAUUAUCUCACCUCAGGUUUUAGAAAAAAAAUUCUAAGAUCUUGGCAGCUUUGUCUUGUCUUUUGAGCAUCACACUAUCAGUACAUACUCUAGGUGUUAUAAUUUUGAAUGCUAGUACUUAUUAUGUGUGUGAAUGUGCUUUUCAUGUGUACUUGCAGCCUACUGUUGCAAUGGUCUUUAACUAUUUCAGCAUCUACCAUGUACUUGGAUUUAAAUGCUUUGAGCUGCCAAAAGUCAGUUAUGUUUGUUAUUAUUUGUGUUGUCUGUGAAUAUUAUCACCGUACCAUAUAUAAAUAUAACAAUCGAUCUCUUUACUUUCUGUCUAUCAAGAACAAAUGCAUUUCGUGAAAACAUUUUUAUUCUUCAAUUCCGAUACGUGUGAUAGGUGAAAUUUAACUCGUCUUCUAUUAUUGUUGUAAUAAUUAUUAUCACUUUUAUUACUAUUAUUAAUUCUCACACAAGCUUUUCAUAUAUGUAUUUAAAAUUAAGAUAAAUGUAUCUAGGCUGUUUUCUUGAAAACUUUCCAGGGUUUUUCAGGUAAAAGCUAGCAGUUUCUCAUUUCUUUGUGUGUUAUGCAUGCGUUGUGCUGUAAACAUAAAAUAUUGGAUUAUUUUUAUUGCUUAGGAAAUUUUUAUUCUUCGUUCAUACUGGUGAUAUCUGUCUUCAUCAUAACCUCACUCUUGUUCUUUACAAUAAUUUCAUUUUACCAGUCUUUUUUAGUACUGUUUUUUUUAGGCAUUUUGAAACUUUUAUUUCAAUGAAUUAGUCAACAUGUCUGGUAUACGGACAUUUGUGAUGAUAUCUUUUCUUCAUGUAUUAUAAUUGUUUUGUUGUGUAUAAAGGGUGUUAUUCAUUCAGUAUUUUUAAAGUCUAUACCAUACACCAUUUAUUAUUGACUCAGCUACUUCCAUCAUCCAUUGUUCAAAUCAGAGUUGAAUAGCAGAAAAAAUAUUCGAUGAAUUGUUGGCCUGCUGGUAACUUUGUUGUCCUGCCGCAAUUCUAUAAACCUGAACCUAUUAACAUACUGUAGUCAGCAGUCCAAGUUACACACCACCGCGAUAAGCUUUGUCCCAGUGUUAUUCCGAUUUUGCAGAAUUUAAGACUUAUGCAGCGGAAUUAAUCGUGAAGGCAUCUGCGCCAUUGAAAACGAUUUUGAGCCAUAUCACCGAUUG